GUGCUUUGUUCUUGGUGCAAGUCAUCUGAUUUCAUGUAUGAUAGAAGUUUGGAGAGGAUCACCUGAUCAGAAGCGAGAGGAAUAGGUCACGAUUUGCAGGGAAAUGAGGCUGUCAAUUUCACGCGGAUUGAAACUCAUUGCAGUCUGUGCGCUGCUUCUGAUUAUUCUGUGUGGAUACUUGACUUUUUAUGAUGUCAACUUUUUUGGCCCAGUGAAGAUGUCGUGCAGGGAUCGAGGCAAGGAGAUUAAAAACAGACUCAGUGAACAAGUGAAGAAGCAGAAAACUGCUUUGCGUGAUGUGAAUAAGGAGAUACGUAAACUGAAGUCUGAACUUGCUGUUGCGUCCAAACAUCUUCAGUCAUUGAUUGCCAAUUCUUCUUGCCAGCUGUCAUCAUCGUCUAGUACAGUUGGUAGUGUGGAACAACAAACGUGCAAUGUCACCUCUUUUCAAUCUCAACUGUUGAUUGAUGGUCAAAUCUUAAGAAAUGAGAAGCAACCUGUAUUCAGCAAGCAGCAGGUGCCUGGCAAAGAGUUUCCUUCGACACGUAGUAAUCAUGAACUUGAGGCGAUACGUUGGGAGAGCUUUACUCUAGAACAUGUUUAUCACAUUGAGAAUGUACUUUUUCCCCAACCAAUGGAGCUUUUUGAAGGAGCAUGGAAGGAGGAACUUUCACUUGUUUUAGAUUUUAGUGUGAAUAUUCUAAACAAGGAAAUACGUAAUAAAACACGAAAGUUCUUGCUCAGUGACUUUGUGGAAGGCUACCGCUUUUGUGACAAAUCAAGAGGAGUCUUCUAUGACUUGUACUUCAGGUCUGUUGACCAAGCUAAGCGUCUCAGAUAUCUGAGGCUUUCCCGUCUGUUUGCUCCCUUACAAAGAAUUUUGAAGGAUGCAAGAUUAGUUGAUCACAGCAAAACAACGAUUAACGUGAUAUUGCCUCUGCAAGAAAAACUACAGGCAUUUAAACAAUUCCUUCAAAUGUUUCAUUUGUUUAGCUUAAACCAGGAGGUGAGCCUCUUUUUAACAGUUGUAUACUUUGGUGAAAACGGUCUCAAAGAUGCUAAAAAGGUACUGACCUUUAUGGCCAGUUCAGUCAAAUAUCAACAAUUUCAGUUUUUGUCUCUUAAAAGUGAAACGUUUUCACGCAAGCGUGCUAUGCAACAUGCAGUUGAAAAAUGGGAUGGCGGAAAUGCUAUCAUGCUGUUUGCUGAUUUAGAGGUCGUCUUCGACAUCAGCUUUAUUCACAGGUGUCAAAUGAACACAAUUGCAGGAAAACGAGUCUACUUUCCAAUUGUCUUCGGACUGUACAAUCCUAAUGUCGUGUAUGUAGACAAGAUGAUACCUGGAAAAUAUCGACAACUAGUACACACAGUACAAACAGGAUCUUGGAGGAUUGACAGCUACAGAAUCGUCUGUCAGUAUCGAGAUGACUUUAUAAAAGUCAAUCAAGCAUUCACUUCUGAAUGGGGACAAGAAGGUGUGGGCUUAUUUUGGAGAUACAGAUGUUCGGGUUUUCAAGUGAUGAGAGUGUGUGAUAGAGCAUUAUUUUAUUGGUUUCAAGAGCAUGUGUGUGAUGUUGGGCAAUCUGUGGAUGAGUAUAGAGACUGUAUUGAAAAGAAAGCUCUGGUCGAGGUUUCUCAUCGUCAAAUAGGGCUGCUUGCAUUCCAGUCUAAUGGAACGAUUAGGAGAUGAAUAGGAAUCGUAAUGAUUAGAGAAGACAGGAAUUAGAGGACGCCGAUCUUUGCCAGGAAGAAAGGAGAUAUUUGAUAGAAUAGAGACAGAAAGACUAUUCAAAUUUUAGUGACUAUCAGGGGAAAGGAUAUUACAGAGACAAUAAUAUUUCACGCCGUUUGUAUACAUAUUGUUGACUGUGUUAGUUUUUUUGCAGUAACAUAACAUGACAUACUGUAGUCUC
Molecule: messenger RNA, 1913 nt
Organism: Corticium candelabrum
Lineage: Eukaryota; Metazoa; Porifera; Homoscleromorpha; Homosclerophorida; Plakinidae
Product: chondroitin sulfate N-acetylgalactosaminyltransferase 2-like
Exons: 3
Coding region: 104-1690 (528 amino acids)
Cellular component (GO): Golgi cisterna membrane
Molecular function (GO): glucuronosyl-N-acetylgalactosaminyl-proteoglycan 4-beta-N-acetylgalactosaminyltransferase activity
Source: RefSeq, a predicted model, not a curated record